This is a messenger RNA of Dermacentor silvarum, 909 nucleotides long. RefSeq names its product organic cation transporter protein-like. Gene Ontology annotation, biological process: transmembrane transport. Bases 1 to 909 code for a protein of 302 amino acids. The record is from RefSeq and is a predicted model, not a curated record. The transcript is spliced from 4 exons. Gene Ontology annotation, molecular function: transmembrane transporter activity. Lineage: Eukaryota; Metazoa; Arthropoda; Arachnida; Ixodida; Ixodidae.
AUGGACCACUGGUGCCGCCGGCCGAGCGCAUUCUCCAACAUGAGCGUGGCCGCAUGGAAGGAGUUGGCCAUUCCGCGUUACACCAACGGAAAUUACAGCCGCUGCACGUUCGACCUGAACCAGCACGGCAACACCGCGGUCAGUGAUUGGAGCGUUGUCUGCCAGCGGCGUCAUCUGGCCGACGCCGCCCAGGCUGCGUACCUCUUCGCCAUGACCGUCACGCUUAUGGCGGUGGGCCCUAUUGCCGACCGAAUUGGACGCAAGACGGUGGGAAUCCUGGCGCUCGCGGCUUUGCUGCCCACGCUGGCGGCGACCGGCGUUGCGAGCGACCUUCAGACAUUCAUCAUUGUGCGUUCAGUCACAGCGGCAGCCUCGGCUGGCCUCUUCGUCAUCAGAGUGCUGCUGUUCGAGAUAACGACCACGGCCCGCCGACUGCUUUACACCACCAUCGGCUCCACUCUUUCGUUUCUCAUCCCGCGAUUGUUUCUAUCUUUAGCGUACGUGUCGAAGGCUAGCUGGUCGUCUUGGCACAUGCUCCUGGCAUUCUUUGCCUUGGUCCUCCUCGCGGCUUUUCGCGUCCUGGACGAGUCACCAUCUUGGCUAAUCGCUGUGCACCGCGAGGACGAAGCCGGGUGUUGUAUUCUUUCGUCUGCUUUAGACCGGGAGGUAGGCGGACCCCAGCUCACCUGUUUUGACCGGUCUUUGGAGACGCUUCUGGACAAGGCCGGGAAGGAGCUUGACCUGCUUCGACUUAUCGUUCCAGGGCCGUGUGUGGCUGAAGGGGACCGGCUUCUUGAGACGUGUCCAUCAUUCUUCUUGGGUGGUGCCGCACUGGUGCGCGACGUGGCCGAUGAGGCGGCACAGCUGGCAUCGUGGACGGCUGUCAUCGGCACGGGAAUUUCUCGCUAG